AUGACGCGUCGGAAAAGUGAAUUUAAAAAGACUUUAGUGUUAGUUUUAAUUUCGUGUGCGUUUGUACAAUCGCGACCACAAGACUCUUUAACAACAUCACUUAGUAAUGCUGAGACAACAGAAACGCCAAUAAGCAGUCCCUUUUUGAUAAACGAAAGAUAUAAUCUUGCUCAAAGAGAAAAUGCAAGGACAAAUCGAGUUAUUCAUAAGAAUUUUAGAGUUAGACAGAAAGGUUCAGAAACAAAUAAGCGUAAGUCACAAAAUAAUAGAAUACACUCAAGCUCAAAUAACAGUAAGGUUAAAAAAAUUAUAACCAAAUGGAUAGAUAGCGUUACCCCAGAAAGUUCACCAGGAGAGUAUUAUGGUGUUAAGGAACCAGAUUCAUUCGUUCAUAAUUAUUAUACUAGUACUGAAUUAAUCAAAGACAACCAAGCAUCUGACAAAAUUUACUCAAGUUAUAAUUAUCCCCAACAUGAUAAUUCUGAAGAAACACAUAUUUACACUAGUAAUAUUCAUAUAAUUGACAAGCAUCCAUAUAACUCCGCAACUAGACCAACUUUUAUAUUUAGCACCCCGACACCUACUCCUAUAAUUACAAAUGUAGGAUAUCCACAACCCUGGCCCGAACGUUUUCACAACACUCUAAAGCCAACUACGGCAAAACCUAUUAAAUAUACUAAGCCUUCAUAUAAUCACAAUAACUAUCCUCAGUAUCCUGGUAACUUUGAAGUUACCACGUUUCCGCCUACACAAGGCUACACCGAUAGAAUAGUUAUAAGACCAGAAGAGUAUGCUGCAUCUUCUGAUGAUUGUCCAACAAUAUUUCUUACUCUCAAUAAUACUUUUCAAGGUCAAGCAAAAGAGGCUUGUCCAGAUCUUAAUAUUGCAGUAAAUACAAAUGUUGUCAAUAAAAAUGUUGUUGUAGAAUCAGAAGAAGAUACAGAUACUACAUUAACCGAUAUAUUUGGUUUUCCAAAUGAUAAUUCUGAAAGUGAAGAAGCGUCACAUGAUUAUACGGAAGAAGAUGAAGAAAACGAUAGUGCUCCAAUCGAGAGUCUGGAGCUAUCAAAUUAUAAUGCUGCUAAUGGCGUAAUUGAAGCAGAAUCAGUUGAAAAUUCAAAUAUAGCUUUACCGAGUUCGCCCGUAUCCGCUUUAUCACGUCCUAAUAAAGACAGUGCCAACGAUGAUGGGUUUGGAUUAUCAGUAAUUGUAGACUUUUUUCGUCCUGCUAUAUCGGCUUUUAGUUGGCUAGCAUCUAUAAAUCCCUUGAGUUUUCCCGCUCUAUCUUUUAUAUUGACACCUAUAAUUCUAACGGUUGCUAGUACUUCGGGAUUAGCAGCAUUAUUUGCUCCUUGGGUAUUAAGUUAUGCUAGACAAGCCCCGGAUGUAGAUAUAUUUGAACCACAGUGGCACUGGGAUAAUAGUCAUAAAAUAUGGAAUCUACAUUCACAAUAUAGUAAUCGAAAUUGGACACCACGCAACCACGCACCAGCUUUCGUAGUUACUGAUUCAGAACGCAAAGUUAAAGUAGCGAAGAAGCAAACUUGGUUAGACAGAGAGCAUCAGAAUGGGUUAGACCUUGAAGUAAAAGUUACCGGACAAAAUACUUCCACGGAACGUUCAAAUAAAGAAGAAGGCAGUUCAUCAAGAGAAGUAAAAAAUAAAACUCCUGUCAUUAAGGAAUCGAUUAAAAUUGUUGCUGAUCAAUUAUUAGAAAAACCACUAAAUGAGUCUGUAACACCUCUUGUGUCAGAUACAAGAAUACCUCCAAAGUUAAAAAACCAACUUGUUCAAAAUCAAAAAAUUCGAACUCGGCUAGAAGAUGCUGGUGAGCUUAUUGAAGAUUCACACAUUGGUGUUGCUGUUCCAGUUACUAUGGAAGAGCUCGAAUUAGAAAACAGUUUAAAUCAGCCCUCCUCCAGUCAAUCAUCUACAUCAAAAGAAGGGAUUUCCACAUGGAUUCUAUUAAAUAAUCCGGUAAGCAAAGAAAACACCACAUUGUCUACAGAACCAACGAAAGUAGAAGAUAACAAAAAAUCUAAGCCCAUAAAAAACAAGACUAAACGACCUCAAAGCAAGCCAUCUUUACCAAAAAGGCCAGUAAUAGGAAGCACCAAUAAGUCAGAUCUAAUAGCUAGUGGUUCAGCCAUAAAUGAAAAUGUUUACAACAAAAUUAAAGAUACUGUUUUGUCAAAUGUACAGAAAAAUAAAAACAUCCCUUCUCGAACAACAAUUCCAUCGACAACUACAGCAGCUUCAACGACAAUUAUAUCGGUAAAAAAAGAAACAGCUACAAAGGAGGAAAUAUCCAUUCCUGUUGUAAAAGUGACAUCUAAGCCAAGCAAAAAGAAGGACAAAAAUAAACAAAAGACUACUACUACGUUAGCGCCUAUAACUCAUGAGUCUGCGAUGAUGCCGAUGGAAGCAAAAGAACAAGAAAUUGAAUUAGAAGUAAGUACGCCAGCAACAACGACAAAAAAACCUAAGCGAUCAUCUACAAAAAAGAAAUCUAAAACGAAGAAACGUAAAUCUUCUAAGCCAAAACCAAUCCAAACUAGUGUCUCAACAGAGCUAAAAACUGCAAACAAGACAAAAACAAAAACCACAAAAACAUCUAAGAAACCUACAGCUGUAACUGGACCUUUUACUAGUCAAAUAUACAAUUACUUUUCACGAGAGGUAAUGCCAUCAGUUGGCGUUGGUGUUAUAGGGUUGGCUGGUCUGGUUGGUAUCGCGAGUUAUUUCUUAUAUCCAUUUGCCACUCCAGUAAGAAGGACCUUUGAAGUUGAUAAAAAAGAUGAUAUUUAUAGAAAUAACGCUGAAGAAUACGCCAGUGAAGGAAAUGGCCAACCUGAAGAAGAAAUGUUGGGAACGGUGCUUGCUGGAAUGCCUGCUCAUGCUAAGCAAAAAUUAAACCCUUACGCGGCACAAACAACUUUUAACAAUCGAUAUCCUGUUAAAAAAGAUCCAAACCAACAAGAUACUAGAUACCGACAUGUAACAAAGUAUGACCCAAACUACAAUGUUCAUUAUUCACAGCAAAAAACUGGGAUUGCUCACGGUGCUGUAUAUUCUGAACCUAUUAAUUACCACCGUCGCCCUCAGUACGAAACUAGACAUGCUUAUACAACAGCAUACCCCGCUGUAGAACCUAUUUAUGCCGCACCACAAACAGGUCCGUCUGAAAUAUCUGCAUAUGGAAGUGACUCUUCCGGUUCAGUAGUAUAUGGAGUUAAGCCGUCAGCAGACACAGAUUUCAAACCAGUAUAUCCCUAUGACAAUCAAUUUUAUGGAGAAACAACAAGUAGUCCGGUAACCUAUUCCCCCACGUCAAUGUAUCUGGGAUCAAAUAAUGAAUCAGACGAAAGAGAAAACAUAAAGUACGACGAAGAUUCUGAUACGAAUUCAGAGAGCGGUGAUAAUAAAUUUGUGGUCGGUAACGUACCAAAGGAGUUAACUGAUUCUGAAACACCGGCAGUUGUACCCGAACAUGGUCCAAGGAAAUUAAAUAGAAAACGGAGAAGUGCGCGUUCGAAUCGAGGUAUAGCUAUUGAUGAGUUUUUAGAAGCUGCGAAUAAAAGAGAAAAAGAUGUUGUCUUAAGUAAUGAAAUUGAUGACACACUCGGUUAUGCUCCUCAUAUACCGGAAUCCAUAGAAUCGAUGGCAAUUAAAACGGAAAGUGGUGAAAAUAACGAAAUAAUUGAAAGCGUUUCGACUGUGCCAAUUGUUCAAACAACAGAAAACAUUGUGAUCAACGACAGAACGACCGUUAAGACUUCUUCGCCCGAUGAAUCUAAAGAAACAUCGGAGAAGAUAACAACAGAUAUCAAAAGUAGUACUCCAGUAAAACUCCCAACACCAGAAACAACAAGUAAACCAACAAAUCCACUUUUUCCAGAGAUAUUAACUUAUCCCCCACCUUCAACUGGUAACGGAUUCUUUGACUUUUUACAACGGUUAGUCGAGUUUAAGUAUCGAUUAGGUUUAAGUAUACUUCAAAAUACGUCAAAAUCUCUUAAUAGAUAUUUAAGAAGCAUGGAGGAGUCAAUACAGAAGGCGACGGUGGAUGCAUCUCACUAG
Messenger RNA from Leptosia nina, 4080 nucleotides. The record is from the annotation of a GenBank genome assembly. Lineage: Eukaryota; Metazoa; Arthropoda; Insecta; Lepidoptera; Pieridae.